CAUAUAUACCCCGCCGUAGUCACACCUCUUCACUAUCAUCAACUCUUCUCACCACACUCAACAUGGCAGGAAACGCUGCACAGAUCAAUGACACUAUUCCCAUGAAGGGAUCGUCGAGAACACAGUUCGAUUUCCCGACCACAUUCGACCACUCUGGUAUACCAUUGGAGGCGGAUGAGGUCCCUGUCAUUAUCAUUGGCUCCAGUAUGGUUGGCAUGUUUAUGGGACUACUACUGGGUCAUCAUGGCGUCCCUUCCAUAUCCUUCGAUCGUCACCCCUCGACUGCGAUUCAUCCUCGAGCGGCACUAUUCCUUCUUCGCACUGUCGAGAUACUACGUCAGUUAGGACUCGAAGAGACAUUUGUGAAGGAGAGUCGAUCAAACUUCGACCUUGAUGCCGGUAUGCUUGUGGUGGAAAAGUUAUACAAAGGCAAGACACUUGCAUCCUUCCAGGAGAGCGAUCCUGCAGAAGUUGCAAAGGUCACUCCAAGUGUCCGACUCUGGCUUACGCAAAAUAUGUUCGAGCCCAUACUUCGAAGACAUGCAUUGAGUUAUGGAGCUCAGCAACAGUUUGGUCAAAGCGUGGUACAUUACGAGGAACUUCCGGAUGGUGUGCUGGUAGUUGUCAAAGGCGAUGACGGCACGCUGAAGAAGUAUAAGACGCAGUACCUCGUAAGCUCAGACGGUAACCGAAGUGCAACACGAAAAAAGGAGGGCAUUGAGUGGAGCGGACCAGGACACAUCAAUAAUGCCAUCUCGAUCAACUUCAAAGCAGACUUGGUACCUUAUCUCGGUACUCGAGCGGUCCAUGGAACGACUUACAUCAACAACAAAGAUGUGAGUGGGGGCUUUCGUCUCGAUGCUGGUGGUAAAGGAGGUUUCUUGAUUGUCACUCGUGCAGCAAGUCGAGAAGGAUUUGAGCCAGAUUCCGUGUCUGAAGAAGAAGCUCGCGCUUUUUUCGAAAACUGCUCCGGCAUCAAUGCCGAUGAUUGUGGGUUGAAGAUCCAGUUCAUCUCGUACUGGUCAGUCGCAGCGUAUACGGCAGAAACCUUCAGGGGCAAGAAGGAAAAUAGUCGUGUCUUCAUCAUGGGUGAUGCAGCUCAUGUUAUGCCACCAACGGGUGGUAUGGGCGGCAACACGGGCGUUGCGGACGCUUACAACCUCGCAUGGAAACUUGCCUUCGUUCUUGGUGGCAAGGCAUCCUCGCGCCUUCUUGAUACCUACGAUCAAGAGCGUCAGCCAGCAGCAGAGUUUGCAAUGGAGCAAGCCUUCUCCAGGCUUGUCACUCGAGUCUACCAUGGAAAGAGCCCCGAUGGAACCAAGUCUCUACCUGAACUAUCCGACAUGAUCUGUGAACUGGGUCUCCGCUUCACCUGUGGCGCGAUUUGCCUCUCAGACAACCAAAACUCGAACAAGACCCACGAAGAUCCAUACGACCCAUACGUCCUACCAGGAGGAAGGCUGCCUCAUGUUAUUCUCAACGUCUCAGGUAAAAGCUUGUCAAGUCUUGACCUAAUCAAGCAGAAUUUCGUUCUCUUUGUCGCCGAACAGGACUCGCCGUGGUUACAAGCAUCGCAGGACCAAAUAUUGCCAAUCGACUUUUGCGAAAUCAACAUGACAUCGACCUACCAAGAUCGAGAGGGGCUUGCACGGAAGACUUGGAAGCUUACCAGAGGCGAAGCUUUGCUCGUCAGACCAGAUGGAGUGAUUGCAUGGAGAUCUGGUGAGGUGAAAGGCACCACACACUGCGAGUCUCUGAAGCACGCUUUGAAGAUCAUUCUCGAAGAUUAGAUGUUAGAUGGACAAGAUGGUGUCAGACGAGUGAUACUAGAGUCUCUACAAUGGUUCACAUAGCAAGCUGGGAAGAACUGGCCAUUAUCAUCAUAUCUGCAUGUUCAGCUAUCGAUGGAAACAAUCAGACUUCUUUCUUGUGGAAUGAUGCUUCUUGGUACAGGUUUACGACUUGUAGAAUCAUAAUUUUGUGGCGAAAUGUCGACACAAUAUCAUUCGAG
Messenger RNA from Aureobasidium subglaciale EXF-2481, 2011 nucleotides. RefSeq lists its product as uncharacterized. Gene Ontology annotation, molecular function: FAD binding. The record is from RefSeq and is a predicted model, not a curated record. The transcript has 3 exons. Bases 63 to 1790 code for a protein of 575 amino acids. NCBI's taxonomy places the organism in Eukaryota, Fungi, Ascomycota, Dothideomycetes, Dothideales, Saccotheciaceae.